Molecule: messenger RNA, 567 nt
Organism: Brienomyrus brachyistius
Lineage: Eukaryota; Metazoa; Chordata; Actinopteri; Osteoglossiformes; Mormyridae
Product: corticoliberin-like
Exons: 2
Coding region: 16-567 (183 amino acids)
Cellular component (GO): extracellular region
Molecular function (GO): hormone activity
Source: RefSeq, a predicted model, not a curated record
GCCACAUUUCAACGAAUGAACAUCGGCUUCCAGAGACUAAUUUACUAUAACGAUUCCCAACGACUCCUUGAAAUGAAGCUCAAUUUCUUUCUUUCCACCGUGAUCCUGCUCGUUUUCUUUCUACCGCGCUAUGAAUGCAGAGCCGUUGAAAUUCCGGGCGCUGCGCAACCAGCGCUUGGUCCUCAAUCUGAUCUACAGCAGCAAUCUCUUCCUAUCCUUUUGCGAAUGGGAGAGGAGUAUUUCAUUCGGCUCGGAGAUCAGAACCCUCUGGUUCCGAAGCCGAAAACGCCCCUCGAUUUUUCUUCACCAACCAUCAACCGAGCCCUGCAGCUGAACCUCACGCAGCGUCUCUUGCGAGGAAAAGUUGGAGACAUCGCUCGGUUCGUGAGCGGCUACGCAAACCAACUUGAUGACACGAUGGAGAAAGAGAAGCGGUCUGAUGAAGCUCCCAUUUCAUUAGACCUGACCUUCCACCUCCUCCGAGAAGUGCUGGAGAUGGCACGGGCUGAGCAGUUAGCCCAACAAGCGCACAGCAACCGGAAAAUGAUGGACAUUUUUGGGAAAUAG